Salpingoeca rosetta is the source of this 1173-nucleotide messenger RNA. RefSeq lists its product as uncharacterized. NCBI's taxonomy places the organism in Eukaryota, Choanoflagellata, Craspedida, Salpingoecidae. Gene Ontology annotation, cellular component: nucleoplasm; nucleus. Gene Ontology annotation, biological process: NLS-bearing protein import into nucleus. Bases 1 to 1173 code for a protein of 390 amino acids. The transcript has 12 exons. The record is from RefSeq and is a predicted model, not a curated record. Gene Ontology annotation, molecular function: nuclear import signal receptor activity; protein binding.
AUGCGCUUUGAGGCCAUCUGGUGCAUCACGAACAUUGCGGCGGGCGACACGUAUCACACGCAGGUCGUGGCGGAGUGCGAGGCCGUGCCCACCCUCAUCUCCCUCCUCUCACGCGGCACAGACCGCAUCAGGGAACAGGCCGCGUGGGCGCUGGGAAACAUUGCGGGCGACUCUGAGAUGAUGCGCGAUUACGUGAUUGAAUGCGGCGUGGUCGAGCCGCUCAAGAAGUUGAUCCAGACGAGUGGGCAGGUGCCGCUGCUGCGCAAUGCGUCGUGGGCGGUGACAAAUCUGUGCCGCGGCAACAAACCGCCGCCAGCACCGGCAGCCGUCCGCCCGUUUCUCGCCACCCUCCUCAAGCUCCUGCACUCUGGCGACGACGAGAUUGUCAUCAACGGGUGCUGGUGUGCGGUGUUCCUGAGCAUCGGCUCCACAGACAACAUCCAGCAAGUUAUUGAGACGGGCGCAUGCGCAAAACUCGUCGAGCUCCUGCUACACGACAAGUGGGCGGUGGUGACGCCGGCGUUGCGGGCCCUUGGAAACAUCGUCACAGGAAACGACAUCCAGACACAGGUCUGCACACAUGCACAUGCCUUCAUGUGCACACAUGUGCUCAUUUAUUGUGCACGGGCUGUCAAGAAGGAGUGCCUGUGGGUUCUCUCCAACAUUCUCGCCGGAACAGACGCACAAAUCCAGGCUGUGAUUGACGCGAAUUUGAUCCAGCUUGUGCUUGAUUCGCUCGAGCACGGCGAAUUCCGUGUGCAGCGUGAGGCCGCGUGGGCGCUCUGCAAUGCCCUCGCCAGCGGCGCCGACGACCAAAUCAGGUUCAUGGUGUCACAGGGAUGCAUCCCUCCCCUCUGCGCAAUGCUCAAGAAACACGACGCCAAACUCGUCGGGGUUGUGCUGCAAGGGCUGUACAGCAUAUUGACGGUUGGAAAGCGCCCGGCCGGCGAACAAAACGACUUCCACGACGCCAUUGAGCAGUGCGGUGGUCUUGAGACACUGAUGCUGCUGGCCGUUGAUGAGAACGAGAACAUCAGUCGUCGCAGCCGUCUCCUGCUCGAAAAAUUCCUCCAGCCCAUGCACGACGCCAUGGUCGAGUUGGAUCCGGACUUUGACGGACACAUGUACUCGGUGGAUCAGAUGCACGUCACCCCAAGCAAUUACCACGUCUGA